AUGUCAAAAACAGCAAUUCUUCUCACAGGAGCAAGCGGUGCACUGGGUUCUUCGACUCUCGCCCUCCUCGCGGCCAAUUCCAACUUCGAGGUGAUUGUUGUGCUUCGAUCGCUCGCCCGAUCUGAGGCAGCUUUCCGGUCCAGAUAUGCUUCACAGGUCUCGGAAGGCCGUCUGUCCUUCGUGGAGGUCUCGGAUAUGACCAUCCCGGACACCUUCGACGAGCUAGCUAGCAAAGCUGAUGCGAUCAUCCAUAUAGCCACCCCUCUGACGUAUGACAAUCUCAUGGAGACGACGAUCAAACCUAGCUGGGCCAUUUUGCGCAAUAUCUUGAGCGCAGCGGACAAAUCAGGGCGGGUGAGGAGGGUUGUCGUGACGGGGAGUAUGGUCUCAACCAUGCAGAUGGGGGCCUUGUACUCUUGGGGGACCAUAUCAGCCGAGAGCUGGAGUCCUAUCACCCUUGAAGAGGCCGUGCUGAACCCUCUCAAUGCGUACCAGUACUCCAAGGUCUCGGCAGAGGAGAAGGCCUGGGAGUUCAUGAAGGAGAAACCGCGGGCGUUCGACCUGGUGGUCUUGUUGGCGCCAUCCAUCACAGGAAAGAGUCUGCAGCCAGGUUUUAAACCCAACAAGAGCAAUCUCGGGGGCCAGCCAGGGAUUUACAAGGGCCUGUUCGACUGUGACGAGCCGGGCUUCCUGUUCCCAUAUUUCAUGGACGUCGAGGAUGUCGCCCGUGUUCACGUCCAGGCUCUUUCCCCUGGUAUCCCAGGCAACGAACGAUACAUGUUUCACUCGCCCGAGCUGAUGAUGGCUGAUGACAUUGCUGGGGCCGUCCGAGAAGACUUCCCACAUUUGAGACAGCGGGUUCCGGCUCCUCAACGAGGUGUCGAUAGUGGGCUGUCGUCCAACCUGAUCAAGACGGACAUAUCCAAGUUUGAGAAGGCGUUCGGCAGUCAGCAGUGGAAGUCGGCGAGGGAUUCAGCCCGGGAGACCGUCGAGGACAUCGUGGCCUACGAAGAGAGGUAG
Fonsecaea pedrosoi CBS 271.37 is the source of this 1020-nucleotide messenger RNA. RefSeq lists its product as uncharacterized. Lineage: Eukaryota; Fungi; Ascomycota; Eurotiomycetes; Chaetothyriales; Herpotrichiellaceae. The record is from RefSeq and is a predicted model, not a curated record. The transcript has 2 exons. Gene Ontology annotation, molecular function: oxidoreductase activity, acting on the CH-OH group of donors, NAD or NADP as acceptor. The coding region runs from base 1 to 1020 and encodes 339 amino acids.